CUCCCGCCGCUCCGCUCCCGCCGCUCCGCUCCCGCCGCUCCGCUCCCGCCAUGGCGCGGUUCGAGCCGGCGGCGCUGCCCGAGCUGCUCCCGGUCUUCUACCGGCGGCUCUUCCCGCACGGCCCCUACGGCCGCUGGCUCAGCUACGGCGGCGUGGCGAAGAACUACUUCCAGCUGCGGGAAUUCUCCUUCACGCUGCGGGACGAUGUGUACCUGCGUUUCCAGUCCUUCGGCAGCCCGCAGGAGCUGGAGCGGGAGCUGCAGAAGAUCAACCCCUACAAGAUCGACAUCGGGGCCGUCUACUCCCACCGGCCCAACCAGCACAACACGGUGCACCUGGGAGCCUUCCAGCCGCAGGAGAAGGAGCUGGUCUUUGACAUCGACAUGACGGAUUACGAUGACGUCCGGACGUGCUGCAGCUCGGCCGAUAUCUGCUCCAAGUGCUGGACGCUGAUGACCAUCGCCGUCCGCAUCAUCGACCGCGCGCUCGUGGAGGACCUGGGCGUGCGGCACCGCCUGUGGGUGUACUCUGGCAGGAGGGGUGUGCACUGCUGGGUGUGCGACGACGCCGUCAGGAAAUGGUCCCCAGCGCUGCGGGCGGCAGCCGUGGAGUACCUGAGCCUGGUGAAGGGCAGUGCAGACACGGUGAAGAAGGUGACCCUGUCCCACCCCGUGCACCCCUUCAUCAGGCGCUCGGUGGCCGUGGUGGAGAAAUACUUCGAGGAGUUCGCGCUGCUGGGCCAGGACAUCCUGGGCAGCCCCGAGAAAUGGGCCAAGGUGCUGGCCCUGCUCCCGGAGGAGCUGCGGGAGCCGCUGCAGGCCGAGUUCCCGCGGAAGAAGGACUCGCUGCAGCGCUGGGAGCUGCUGCGUGCCCGCGCCGAGCGGGAGCGGGAGCGGGGCCGGGCGGGCUGGCCCGAGUGGGAGGUGAUGCUGCAGCUCUGCUUCCCUCGCCUCGACGUCAACGUCAGCAAAGGCCUCGGCCACCUGCUCAAGAGCCCCUUCAGCGUGCACCCCAAAACAGGUGGGACCCGCGCCAAAAGCCAGGCAAUCUCAGAAACACGGAAACUGGACAAGACAAACGCAGGGCGCAUUUCGGUGCCGCUGGACCUGCAGAGGCUGGACCAGUUUGACCCCUUUGCUGUCCCCACCAUCAGUUCCCUGUGCCAGGAGCUGGACGCAGCCGGCAGCGAUGGCGAGCAGGAGGACGGGGCCGAGACGGAGCCCAAACGGCGCACGAGGGACUACAGGAGGACGAGCCUGGCCCCGUACGUGCGGCUCUUCGAGCGCUUCGUGGAGGGGCUGGAGAGCGCCCGCCGGGGAGAGCGGAUCCGCCGCAGCGAUCUUCAAGGAGAUUUCUGAGGCCUUGACACUGCCAUGUCUCACAUGUUGUCACUGUCACCUCCUCUGGCCGUGGGGGUCCCAAACCAGCGGGGCCCCCUGUCCCUGCCCUGUUUUUGUACCUUUUGUACCGUUUUCUACACAAACACCAUUAAAUGGUUCUGCUCA
Messenger RNA from Taeniopygia guttata (zebra finch), 1505 nucleotides. It is a transcript of the gene PRIM1, whose product is annotated as DNA primase subunit 1. Lineage: Eukaryota; Metazoa; Chordata; Aves; Passeriformes; Estrildidae. The record is from RefSeq and is a predicted model, not a curated record. Gene Ontology annotation, biological process: DNA replication, synthesis of primer.